AUGGCGCGCCACCCAGUCGACAAAUCAGGCAGCAGCAACCAGAGGACCGGUCCAAAUCAGCAGCUCUGCGAGCGAUGUCGGCCCUGGGACGACCUGGUCUCCAUCUCGUCCGGGAUUAACCCACUGAGGCUGGGUUACCCAAUCGCCGGCUCAGUGGACUCGACGCUGCAGUCGAUGCUGAGCAAUACCCACUGCCUCGUCUGUCAGGCGCUGAGCAAGGCGAUUCAGACCAGACUCGCUCAUGAGCAGCGCACAGACCCGAACCUCAACGUGCACGACGUCCUCAUCCUCAACUAUGGCCCUUAUUUCCUCCACUCGGGCUGUCACGAGCAGGCCUCGCCCGACAAUGGCUCAGGGGGUAGCUGGAUGGUGGACUGGUCCGACCCGACCUGCACGAGGCUGCGCCUCAUCAUCAAGCUGGACAUCUUUUGCUCGAGAGGGGACGACAUGCUCGCGCCCUUGUACAUGACGCCGCAGUUUUGUUUGAGACAUGCGAGAUCCAAGCCUACAAUGCUGAUAGGUGUCGACCCUUGGGAGGUGCCAUAUUUCGACACCUCCUUGCUGAGAAGCUGGAUUCAUACCUGUGAUGGUAUUCAUGGCCAUGAGAAGAUCAUUCAAGAUGCUGGUACAGGACCACUACCUCCAGACUUCAGGGUCAUCGACGUGGAGCGUAUGAAGGUGACGAGACCCGUCGAACCUCGUGGUUUCGUCGCUCUUAGCUACAUGUGGCAAACCACAACCUACGGCGGCGGUAUGGCCGUCGAUAUUCACGACCAGUUGACCAGAGUCAACCGGACACGCCUGGAGGCCGAAGGCGGGCUGGGCAGCAUCCAUCUGCCGCCCAUCAUCACAGACGCCAUCGCCCUCUGCCGCAGCCUCGGCGAGCGGUACCUAUGGGUCGACCGCCUCUGCAUCGUCCAGGACGAUGCCGAGUCCAAACAUGGCCAGAUUGGUGCCAUGGACACCAUCUACAGCACCGCCAACUUCACCAUCAUGGCGGCACUGGACUCGCGCGACGGCAGUGCCGGGCUCCCUGGCUGUUCUGGCCGGCCGAGAGUAUCGUCAGUACUGCUACCGCCGCGCGCCUGUGAGGGGAGCCGACGUGGGAUCUUGCCUGUCGGCUUGCGCAAGGUCGUGGACGUGUGCGAGUGGAACAAGCGAGGCUGGACGUUCCAGGAGCGCCUCCUCUCGCGGCGCCGGCUGUUCAUCACCGAGUCUCAGGUCAUCUUCCAGUGCUCAUCUGGCACUGCAUACGAGGAGCUUUCGUAUCUGCCUCGCAACCGCGAUGCCAUUAUCCUCGGCGACGUCCAGGGUGUUUAUCCGGUGGACAAGCAGACCGCUGACGUCAGGGAGAACAUGGAGAAACGCCGUCAGCACCGCCUCCAGAUGCCUGGGUUCGAGGACCUGUACAGCCACGACAGCCGCACCGUGGUAGACGGCUGGUCCAUCAGCCGGUACGAGAUCGGAGCGCCCACUGAUCUCCAGACCUACUUCGAGAGUGUUAGUGACUACACGGCACGACAGCUGAGUUUCCCCUCCGAUAUCCUGAACGCCUUUACGGGAGUGGCCAACGCCUUUGGGCGGGAUCUUUGUACUCGCAUGCUCUUUGGCCUCCCAGAGCGGCAUCUGGUCCAUUCCCUAAUGUGGAGCCGUGCCCGGGUCAGCAACAGGCCACAGACAGCAGACGACAACAGCAAUAACAUGGGGUUGGUGGCAGUGGCGGGCAUGCCGUCCUAUAUCCCCAGCUGGAGCUGGGCCUCGGCGGGCCACCCGGCAGACUACAACUGGUCCGACGACAGGCACUACUCCUUCAAGCUAACCUAUGUCGUACCCCUUGUCUACCUAUACGUCCACGAUCCGUCCAACUCGGGUGGCCUGCGCAUGCUAGACCAGGACGAACGGCCCUGGAGCGAGGAAGACGACUGGACCUCGACAGACACCUGGAGCGACUGUCCCCACACACCAGCCCAAAAGCUCGCCCACCGUGCCCUCGACCCGGCCACGUGCGCCGCCGCGAUGCGGUUCCUUCCCGGUGGUGCGCUGGUGUUCAACACGACAACGGCGGACCUGUGGGUUGAGCAGGAGGCGAGACGAAACGGCACGGCCAAGAUGGGCAGGAUCGUCGCGCCGGCCACGGGGGAGACAGUGGGAUACCUGAGCGGUGCUAGUGCCGGGUGGAUCGCCUCGCAGCAGCACAGCGUAGUAGCAGCACAACGCACGACAUUCAAGUUUGUGGUCCUGAGCGCAGGGGUGUCCAACGGUCGGCCGUGGUCGGGUAAGUCCUCGUCGUCGUCGCGGGCGCAGUCGGUGCGGCUGCUUCACGUCAUGUUGGUCGAGCCUGUUCCCGGCGAGCCGCUUGCCAUGCGCAGAGUCGAGGUCGGAUUUGUCAAUGCUGAGAUGUGGAAAAGUUGUGCGCCGAGAUGGGAGACGGUCGUUUUGUGUUGA
This is a messenger RNA of Cryphonectria parasitica EP155, 2445 nucleotides long. RefSeq lists its product as uncharacterized. The transcript is spliced from 2 exons. Bases 1 to 2445 code for a protein of 814 amino acids. NCBI's taxonomy places the organism in Eukaryota, Fungi, Ascomycota, Sordariomycetes, Diaporthales, Cryphonectriaceae. The record is from RefSeq and is a predicted model, not a curated record.